This is a messenger RNA of Colletotrichum scovillei, 2775 nucleotides long. RefSeq lists its product as uncharacterized. The transcript has 2 exons. Lineage: Eukaryota; Fungi; Ascomycota; Sordariomycetes; Glomerellales; Glomerellaceae. The record is from RefSeq and is a predicted model, not a curated record. Bases 1447 to 2295 code for a protein of 282 amino acids.
CUCCUGCCCCUCUCCGCUUUCUUUCCUCUUCGGUGUCUCCCGCUGGACCAUCGGCGGUGUCUCAGUUCCUCAGUGGUUGUAUCCGUAGAGCAUACGGAGAAGGAGGUACGGAGUACAGAUACCUACCUUAAGGUACCUUAAUGGAAGUGGUUCACCCAACCUCCUGUCCUGUAAAGUACCCCCGCUUCACUGCAAACCGCCCCGCGACUUCUUUUGGCUGCAGCUCUCCUACUUGCGGCCUGUCCUUGCCCGUUCUUUUCCUUCUCCCCCCUCCUCCCCUGGCCCUUGACCGCCUUGAAGCCCAAAGCUAAAGGCGGGAACGGCACCGGAAGGACAAACGAGGGGCGGCGACAACGCACACACAUAAUCUGCCCCUCCACUCAUUGACCUGAGGUGCUUCUCGUUGCGCUCUCUCUCUUUCCUCUCACCUGCCGACUGACUGCAAUUUUUCAACAAUUUUCUCUCGUCUUCUACCAUCCAUCCCUUCUCUUCCGGCCCGUCACCUUUGGCAGACAGACGUCUAGACCUACCUUACCCACGUAUACCUCAAGAAACAAUAGUCCACCUCUCACUGGGUCCCUGAUCGAAGCUCAUUGGGACUUGGUCGGGUAGACGACCUCUCUCGCUUGGCGUCCCCUUCAUUGGGCCAUCGUCAGACCCCCCCAAGACUUGCAUAUCGAGAGCUGCUGGCAUUCGAGCCACGACACUCACGCUGCAGUCAAAACCCCCCUUCCCAUUCGAUCCUCUCUUCAUCUACCUGCGUCCUCGUGGAUCAAGCUAUCUCUCUCUCCCCACGUCUCCUCCGCAUCUUCUGCUUCUGCUUCUGCUUCUGCUUCUGCUCCUCUCGUUGAAUGAGAGCCCGCCGUUUGUCUACCACGACUGCAACUACGACUUCCUUACUCUCCAUCCGACUUUCUCUAUUGCUUGCACGCUUAGGAAGCCUACCUUAGUCUGCUGCUCGCUGCUCGCCUGCUCACUUGCUUGCUUGCUUGCUUGCCUUAUCGUUUCAUGCUUCGACGCUGCAGGAUACAUAGCACCAACACACAGGAGCAACUCGCUUUAUUCGUCCUAGUUUUGUUUAUUCCCAACUACCUUACGGAUAUUCUCUCCCUCACUCUCGCACCCUACCGCCGACGCUCUGCCGGGCUGUAACCACCCGGCCCCUCUUAAUAAUCUCUUAAGUCAGGUCAGUCCAUCACCGCUUUCCUCUCUCUUCUCUUCUUCCACUACCUCUGCCCUGGCUGCCGAGCCUCAUCCCCAACCCCAAUCUCUCCAAACACUCUCCAUGAGACCCAAGCUCAGGGUCUCGGGAGAAAUAAUGACAUCUGUACUAGUAAUAGAUGACCCAUCUUGACCUCCUUGUACAAUAUCCUCUCAUCUUCACCUCUUCUCCACUUCCACUAGAGACAGACCACUCGUAUCUCAUCUGGUGAUCCCUUCGCUAAGAUGUAUUCAUAUUCCCACAGAGACUACAGGCCGCGCACUCCACGCACUCCGCGUGUGCGCAAGACUACCACAAGGAUGGAUCCGGACUGUGCUAUAUGCCACGCCCCUGCCUCCGCAGCUUGCGACUGCGAGGCCAAGGGACUUGAUGUUGCCAUAAAACAGGCUGAGCAGCGCAUGAUGCAGUCUAUAUACACCGACAUUCGGAGCUGGGUUCGGGCUCACGCGCAAGACUACAUCCUGGAAUACUUUCGUCUACUCACCGAGCGCCGAAAGACAGCUCACGCCGCUAACCUUGAACGCAUCAACGCCACCGCAUACCAUUACUACCACGCCCCUCCUCACCCUAGCGAGCUUGCCCAGGCGCAGGCUGCAUUGAAGCACGGCAUUGACGAGGAUUGGCAAUCUAGUGUUCAACGAUAUCCUGAAGUCCUCGAGUAUUUCUUCAGUCUGGUCGAGCUGAACGUCCCUCCCGAUGAUGACCCUUUUGUCAAGGAUCCCCCAUUGAGCGCCCUCAGUGGCGGGUCCAAGAAUAGGUCUGGAAGAAGAAUUGGAGGAGGCGGACCUCCUUCAGGCGGACCUCCGGCCAUUGCUGCACCUAGCAGUCAUGAUAGAGGUCCAUUUGGGAGAGCAUCACCACCACCGCCCAGCAUGGACAUGCCCCCGAUGCCUAGCAGGAUGGGCGGGAGAACACCAGCCUUGAGGGAAAGAGAAAGAAGGUCAAUGCCACCGAUGCCGCAUAUGGGACCGCCCAUGGGACACCUUGGACACCCCGGAGGACCACCGCCUGGAUUUGGACGAACCGCACCUCCAGGUCCCGGUGCAUACUAUGGAUGGAGUGGGCCCCCAUGAAAGCUGAGAUCGACGAAAGACACCAUCCAGAGCUAGAAGCUCCUGAAGUUCGAAUAUCAUCUUGGUACGAAUCACGGCGUCUUUGCAAUUUUCCUAUGAUAUUAUUUUGAUGAGACCCACGAACUGCAUCAGCGGUCUUUUUUGGUGUGUUGACGCGGGACAAGCAGGCAUAUAUGCAUUGCAAAGCGUAGCGGUAGCCUUGGAGAACCCACGUUUUUCUUUUACGCAUUUGCUCUUUACUAUGUUCGAGACAACCCGGAAUUUGUGAUCGAGUCUCGUACGUUUAUAUCCUUUUUGAGGGUUUCAUCCUGUUCCAGUUUCUUUGGUUGGGUAGGCACCGGAGUACGGAUCACGGAAAGAGGGCAUUCUUUGGCAUUUGCGACGGCGCAGGCCGGGUACUAUUUGAUUUUCCUCUUCUUAGAUGUUACGGGAGGAAAUCUCUACAGGAUCAACAGCCCUCAAACCAGUGGCCGCUAGAGC